Messenger RNA from Manduca sexta (tobacco hornworm), 1452 nucleotides. RefSeq names its product protein Spindly (gene Spindly). Bases 103 to 1395 code for a protein of 430 amino acids. The record is from RefSeq and is a predicted model, not a curated record. The transcript is spliced from 5 exons. Lineage: Eukaryota; Metazoa; Arthropoda; Insecta; Lepidoptera; Sphingidae.
AGAAAGUUCGUUUGAUUUGAUUUUAGAAUGAAUUUCGGUUUAUUUUGUUAUAAUUACAAAUUUAUAUUAUAAUUACUGCAUCAAUAAGUAAAUAAUACUACUAUGGAUUAUUCGACGAUAAGCAAUAAAACAAAUUGCACAGAAGCUGAGGAUAUAACUAAUGGAGAACUUAGCGAACGAUAUUAUUUACUCAGGAAGCAAUUUGAAAAUUUAUCUAGCAGCUAUGAAAUAACUAAACAAGAGCUAUAUGAGACAAAAAGAAGUUAUCAAACCGCUCUUGACGUACAAGGACAUUUGACGGCGGAAUUAGAAGGAUAUCAAGCAGAUGAACAGAAAAGGAAGAGUGAGUUGAAUACACGUAUAACAUCUUUACAAGAAGAAAUUUCAGCCCUCAGAAGUGAACGAUCAGAAAUUCUUGAACGUCACGCAGUAGAGGUAAAAAAAUUCGAAAAUCAAAUUUGCAAUUUAAAAGAGGAGCAAGUUUUAAAAGUACGAGAGAGCCCGGAACGUGAUAACACAGAAUUAGAUGAAGCGCGCGCUGCUGUGAAUAUCGCAUUGUCCGAUGCAGCUGCAGCGAAAGUAGCGCUUGAGGAAGCAAGAAACGAGAUCAUAUCUUGGCGUAUGAAAGUGGAGGAGUUGGCAUCUGAGAUGGGUGAAAUGCGUGCAUCUGCUGAAUUGCGUAGAGAAGAACUGCGGGCAGCCAAUGAGCGUGAGGCGGCUACCAUCGUGGAACUAGCUGAAGCGAAGGCUAUGUUGCAUCAGUACACAGCAGAGGCCCAGGAUGCACAACCUCAUGCUGCCAAAGGAAACUCCAUCUUCGCUGAAGUUGAAGACAAAAGACAAGAAAUGGCCAAAAAUCUUAUACAUAUGAAACAAACAAAUUCUAGGUUAAGGAGAGAGCUGGCUAACAAGCAGGUGGAAGUGGAAGCCUUGCUACAUGAGAAACAGACAAUCUGGGAACAACAAGUUGGAGCGGCCGCACAUUACGACAGGGAGCUUAUUGAAAGUUAUGAGGAACGCAUCUCACAGUUGGAAGGUCUAUGUGAGAAACAGAGGCGUGAACUGGCGCGCUGGUUUGGGAAACUGUGUGAACCGACUGCAAACGGCUGGCUACCUGGGGUGCUGGAACACUUGAAAACUGAAUGCGAGCAGUUACGUACCGAAGUACUCUCCCAAGGCGCGGCACAGUUGGCCAGCGCGGCCCAAGUCCGAGAGUUACGCAGGAAAAUUGCUAUUCUAACAGCGAACUCAGCUAAAAUCACUUCACCCACAUUGGAUAUUAAGCCCAAAGAAAUCGACAUUAAGAAUGAUAUUGGAAUGCAAAAGGUUAUGCCUACAGUUAGACCGCAGAAACUCGGUCCCGAUGAUGUGAAGAAGAAAGUGUCUUUUAACUAAUAUAAUUUAAAGAAAUAUUGAUAAUGUAAAUAUUAUAAUUAUAGCAUAAAUAUUGAA